Tarenaya hassleriana is the source of this 2091-nucleotide messenger RNA. Its product is annotated as LON peptidase N-terminal domain and RING finger protein 1. The transcript is spliced from 18 exons. NCBI's taxonomy places the organism in Eukaryota, Viridiplantae, Streptophyta, Magnoliopsida, Brassicales, Cleomaceae. Gene Ontology annotation, molecular function: protein binding. The coding region runs from base 342 to 1802 and encodes 486 amino acids. The record is from RefSeq and is a predicted model, not a curated record.
GAAAAUAAGCGAGAGAUAAAAUUCAAAGAAGAAGAAGAAAACGAUCUGGUUCCGAGCCCGAGACCUCUCGUCCCUUCAAUUUCCCCAAAUCCAAUCCCAAAUUUCUGUCGAGAUAGAGAACGAACGGGAUGGAUUUUACUUUUACCUUUACGUUGACGAAAAAGUUAAGCUUGGAGAGAGAAUGAACACGUAGUGGAAUUUUGUCCGUGUUCCCAACGAAGGACCAGGAAGAGAACACGAUACUCACCUUCAGUUUUCUUCUUCAUCAUAUUGUUUUCUCCUCCGAUUUUCCCGUCAAUCUUGUUUCCCGUGAUUCUCGUGGAGUUUCCCCUCUGGGUUCGAUGUCGAGCGAAGCUUCUUCUCCGGGGUUACGUGUGUUCGGGUUGGGCACAGUCGAAGAUUAUAGCCUUGUCAGUGAAGCAGACCACUCGUUGCCUUUAGAUAUACACAAUCAGGUUUUCCAACUCGUGGAGAAAGGAAACCAAUCAUUCAAAGAGUCCCGUUUUGAGGAGGCAAUUAGUAGCUAUUCAAGAGCCAAUUCUGUUAAGCCUUUUGAUCCUAUUGUUUUAAGCAACAGAAGUGCUGCAUAUGUAAGUCUUGGUCAAUUCCUGAAACAAAGGUCUGCAUCGGUUUCUGAAUAUAGACCUCUGAAUGGAUUUGAUGUGACGAUGCUCGGGGAACUUGCUCUUAAGGAUGCUGACAAGCUAAUGAAUCUGAGGAACAGUUCAGUAAAGUCUUAUAUUAUAAAGGCCAGUGCUCUGAUGUUGCUAGAAAGAUAUGAAAUGGCACGUGAUGCUAUCCUCUUAGGCCUUCAGAUUGAUCCCUUUAGCGAUCCUCUCCGAUCGAAUCUUCAGGAAUUGGAGAAGGCUCUACCCGGUCUGAUGAGUAAAACCCAUGGAAAGACAGAGCGGUCCGAUGACUUCGACUGCACCCUUUGUCUGAAAUUGCUAUAUGAGCCUGUUACAACUUCAUGUGGGCAUACAUUCUGCAGAUCUUGUCUUUUUCAGUCAAUGGAUCGAGGUAACAAAUGCCCACUGUGUCGAACUGUACUUUUCAUCACUCCAAGAACAUGUGCUGUGAGCGUGACACUCAACAACGUUAUACAAAAAAACUUUCCGGAUGAAUAUGCUGAAAGGAAGUCAGAGCAGAAUACUUUGACCCACAUGGGAAAUGAUACAAUGCCUCUUUUUGUCAUGGAUGUGAUCAUCCCUUGCCAGAAGUUGUCACUUCACAUAUUUGAACCAAGAUACAGGCUAAUGGUGAGAAGAAUAAUGGAAGGAAAUCAUCGGAUGGGGAUGGUAGCUCUCGAUCCUGCAACAGGUUCUCCAUUUGAUUUUGCUUGUGAAGUUGAGAUCACAGAGUGUGAUCCACUCCCAGAUGGGCGCUUUGUUCUUGAGCUUGAAAGCCGCAGAAGGUGCCACAUUUUAAAAUCUUGGGAUCAAGAUGGGUAUCGUGUGGCAGAGGUUGAAUGGGUGACGGAUAUACCACCGCAAACCGACCAGGGCAAAACAGAUUUAUGCGAACUGGCAGACAGUGCAGCCGGAUUUGCUCGGUCAUGGCUGCAGAGAGCAAAGGAAGCAGCUAGACAAGGAGAUAGGAGAAGGCUCGAAAUACUUCUGAAUGUUGAAUCUAUGAUACCGACACCUCAAGAUCCAGAGCGAUUCAGUUUCUGGCUUGUUACCUUGACGGAUCGAAGACCUUCGGAAAGAUUGGAACUUUUACGCCUCCAAGAUACUGGAGAGAGAAUAAGGCGCGGACUGAUAUAUCUUCGAUCAGAAGAACGCGGAUGCAGAAUGCAAUAAAACUGGCCUGGAAACUUCGUAGAACGGUACAAGAAAACUGGAAUCUGUUCAGAAGAAGCAGAGUGUUCUUUGGAGAGAAACAGAGUAUGAAAGAAACUGAAUGAAGAAAUCCAUGUAAAAUAUAUAUUAUGGAUGAUGAUGAAAGCUUUAAAGAUCUAACAAAAGCGCUAUUUAUUUGUUGGAAGGAAAGAUUCACAUGAAUGAUCGUCUUUGGAUCCAUUGUAAUAUUAUUCAUGCCUUAUUGUAAUUUACCAUAUUGACUGUUUUCAGAGAAACUGAAAUUCUUUGA